This is a messenger RNA of Periophthalmus magnuspinnatus, 830 nucleotides long. It is a transcript of the gene mrps18b, whose product is annotated as mitochondrial ribosomal protein S18B. Gene Ontology annotation, molecular function: structural constituent of ribosome. NCBI's taxonomy places the organism in Eukaryota, Metazoa, Chordata, Actinopteri, Gobiiformes, Gobiidae. Gene Ontology annotation, cellular component: mitochondrion; ribosome. The transcript is spliced from 7 exons. Gene Ontology annotation, biological process: mitochondrial translation. The coding region runs from base 13 to 747 and encodes 244 amino acids. The record is from RefSeq and is a predicted model, not a curated record.
CCCCGCAAAAACAUGGCUGCCUCCUUGCAAGGCGUUGCGAGGGUUUUAUGGCGAUUAAAGCCUUCAGUUUUGCCUCCACUACGGAUUUAUCAGCCAUGUCUCCGGAGUUUGUGUCCCAGAGCAAGUCUUUCACUAGUGGUUCUCCCAAGCCACUCUCUCUGCCAGGCUGUAUCACUACAAGAUGAGGGUGCUGCUCAUGCUGCUGAGGCACUGUCCCGCUACAAAGAAAAACCCUGGGAAUAUCUAGAGAGUGAAGAAUACAUAGAGAAAUAUGGAAGCAGCCCAGUGUGGACAGGCUACAGGAGAAACCACAAAGGAGGAAUCCCCCCACAGAAAACACGCAAGACUUGCAUUAGGGGUGACAAGAUCUGUGGAAACCCCUGUCCAAUUUGCCGUGAUGCAAAUAUUAUAAUUCAUCCCCAGAAUGUAAAGUUGCUGGAGCAGUUCAUCAGCCCCUAUACUGGCAUGGUCUAUGACCCCACCAAAACUGGUGUGUGUAUGAAGCAACAUAAGAAAAUGACAGAAGCCAUCGAUGCAUCUCGGGACCAUGGAUUUCUUCCUUUUCAGAUUCCUUAUGUGGAGUUCACAAAAGACAACUACUCCAACUCCCAUGAUGCAGUGGGGACCACACCACCCCCUCCAUCUUUAACAGCUGGAGAGAGCUGGUAUAAAUGGUACAGCCAGAUAACGCCUGAUGAGACUGAAGUGACCAAAGUCAAGAGAAAGUACAAGGCCUAUUUAAAAUAGCUCUGGUUGUAUGUUUUACUUUGUUUAUUGUGGACUCUUCUUAUGUAUUGAAUUGUGGAACAUGUACAAUAAAAAGAUUCAAC